AUGGAAGUAACACCUUCUUGGAGACAAGAUUUGUCGAAAUCUCAAGAUGAUGAGUACGUAAUAUCACUUGUUAGAACUCAGAGUGAACUUGAUUAUUCCUUGACUAGAAGGUUGAGAAAAGGUGGUCACGGCUCUGCUUAUUUCGCCUUGAAAAAGAGAAGAGCUAAGGGAAGCAAACUUACAGUCUCUUCUUGGUUGAUCUUCGAGGUUCACUUCGUCAACCAAUAUAGACUCUGA
Molecule: messenger RNA, 237 nt
Organism: Eruca vesicaria subsp. sativa (arugula)
Lineage: Eukaryota; Viridiplantae; Streptophyta; Magnoliopsida; Brassicales; Brassicaceae
Source: the annotation of a GenBank genome assembly